This is a messenger RNA of Bradysia coprophila, 1278 nucleotides long. RefSeq lists its product as uncharacterized. NCBI's taxonomy places the organism in Eukaryota, Metazoa, Arthropoda, Insecta, Diptera, Sciaridae. The record is from RefSeq and is a predicted model, not a curated record. Gene Ontology annotation, cellular component: chitin-based extracellular matrix. Gene Ontology annotation, biological process: chitin-based cuticle development. Gene Ontology annotation, molecular function: structural constituent of chitin-based larval cuticle.
GGCAGACGCCACAGAGCAGGCAGAACUGUGUAUCGCAUUAAUUCGAAGUGGGUCGAUAUAAAUAUUUGAACAAUUACGGGGUGUCAACAGAACUUGUGACAUUUUUUUUAUUACUUUCUGUUUUAUCGUUUGACGUUAACAAUGAGAGCGUUUAUGAUUCUUGCUUUUGUGGUCGUAGUUAGUGCUCGUCCAGAGGCCGGCUAUAAUUAUAAUGCACCCAACCGUGGUCAGCAGGGUGGUGGAAGCGGUUUUGGUACCAGUAGUGUUGGAACAAGCAGCUUCAACACCGGAUCAGUAAUAGGACUUGGUGCAGGAGGUGGUUAUAAUGGAGCUGCGUCGGGUGGUUUCAGUAGUGGAGCAAAUUAUAACGGCGCGAGUUAUAGUGGUGCUAAUUAUAAUGGUGCAAGCAGUAACAGUGGAAGUUUCGGUGGUGGAUUUAGCAGUGGAGGAUCGUCAGGAGGUUUUUCUAGUGGAGUAUCGUCAGGAGGCUUUGCUAGUGGAGUCUCAUCUGGUGGCUUCAGCAGUGGAGUAUCAUCAGGUGGAUUCGCUUCUGCCCCACAACAAACACUAAUUCAAAAGCACAUCUAUGUGCAUGUUCCUCCACCGGAGCCAGAAGUUGUUCGGCCACAACAGCAAAUUCAGGCCGGAGUUGCACAGAAACAUUACAAAAUUAUUUUCAUCAAGGCUCCAUCACCUCCAACUCCAUCCGCCGCUCAAAUUGCUUUAGCCCAACAGAACCAAGAAAAGACAAUUGUUUAUGUGCUAGUAAAGAAACCCGAUGAAAUUGGAGAUAUUGCUAUCCCAACUAUUGCACCAACUCAACCAUCGAAACCAGAAGUUUACUUCAUCAAGUACAAAACAGCUCACAGUGGAGCUACCGGUGGAUCUGCAAUUUCCGCAUCGACAUCGGGAAGUGGAUCAGCUGUGGGUAUUGGAGGUGGACAGAUUAGCAGCGGAAGUGCAACAAGCAUUAGCGGUGCGCCAGCUGCAAGCUAUGGACCACCUGCACAAAACUACGGACCACCCGCACAAUCUGGACCAUAUUAAAUUUUAAAUUUAAAUUCAAUUUAAAAUUUGAAUCACUAUUUAUGUACAUAUGUGUUACGUUGUUUUCUUUUUAUAAAGACAUUAUUUCUAUAUGUAAAUAUUUUACAAAUAUUUUUAUUUAUAAUUUUUUUGUAAUUAUUAUUUGAACAUAAACAGUAUUAGGCACCUCUCAUGAUAUUACUAUAAACAUUUACUGUUUUGUUAAAUAAAUAAACAAGUGGUUGUUACGAA